Molecule: messenger RNA, 3299 nt
Organism: Aspergillus pseudotamarii
Lineage: Eukaryota; Fungi; Ascomycota; Eurotiomycetes; Eurotiales; Aspergillaceae
Exons: 4
Coding region: 1-3018 (1005 amino acids)
Source: RefSeq, a predicted model, not a curated record
AUGCAAACACGCAUUCUUUGUUUGGUAGCCCUGCUGCUCCCACAGUACGGGCUAGCAGUCGAUGAUCAAGUAGGAGCGAAAAUCGACUAUGGCACAUUCGAGAAUCCCGCGGCUAGAGUUCGCCCCCGUUUUCGUUACUGGCUCCCAGAUGCCAGUGUAGAUUCGACUAUUGUUCAAAAGAACAUCAAGGAUGCCGGUGUCAAUGGCGCUGGGGGCGUGGAGUUUCUUCCUUAUUUUGACUACGGUAAUACUGUUCCUGGGGCAGAUUGGGUAACUUAUGGAUUUGGCACGCCCGCGUUUGUCAAUGUCUUCAAAGCUGCCCUCCAGGCUCAUAGAGAUGCGGGUUUGGUGAUGGACUUUCCUUUGGGACCGAACCAGGGACAAGGCGUACCGGCGAGUCCCGAUGAUGAAGGACUCCAAUGGGACUUGUCUACAGCUUCGGUUGGUGUCCCUCUGAACGGCUCAUUUCAAGGACAACUCCCUGGUUGGGGUACCGGGGAGCUGGUAGCACUCGUUUCAGCUCAAGUGUUAUCGAGUCGAAAUAUCUCGAAUCCUACAACUAGCUUGAUUCCUGGCAGUGAAGUUCAACCAAGUGCUGCACAGUAUGUGUUAAAGAACUCAACACUACAGGAUUGGUCACAGAAUGUUACAUCCACAGGAGGGCUUAGUUUGAGCUUUCCUAAGACAGGCGGCCAAGGUUAUAGGCUAUUUGCGUUCUACCAACGUCAGACGUUGCAUCAAAAUGUACCAAGUACUUCUAACGUGUCGGGGACAAUCUUUAACGGUGGAUCUUAUGCCGUCGACCAUUUCAGUCCGAAGGGUGCGGCAACUGUUACUCGAUUCUGGGAUCAGUAUAUCCUUGAAGACGAGAUCAAACAGAUGCUCAUCGAAGUCGGUAAUUAUGGCUGGGAGGAUAGCAUGGAGAUCACGUCCAAUGUCUCCUGGACGCCGGAUCUUCCUAGCAUCUUCCAGAAGAAGCAUGGCUACAGCAUCAAAAAAUAUCUUCCACUUAUAAUUUACAACAACAACAACAUAGGUGUACAGUCGACUGCUCCUGGUACUAUCCAGUGUCUGUUGGAUACCCCCGAUCAGGGUAACGGGUACAUCAACGACUAUCGGGCUGCGCUAGGAGAGGGGUACCGGGCAUACUUGCAGGGGUUGACACAAUGGGUGAAUGACAUGAAUCUACAAUACUCUUCCCAAGUGGGCUACAACCUGAAUCUCGAUGUCCUGGCAAAUGUCCCGGACGUGAAUGCACCGGAAUGUGAAAGCCUGGCGUUCGGUGACAACAUCGACGGGUAUCGUCAAUUCGUUGGACCCGCUGCUCUCGCCGGCAAACGUGUGAUCUCCAAUGAAGUGGGUGCAGUCAUCAAUAAGGCAUUCCAGCAUCCAGUUACAGCGCUUCUGUGGGAGAUCGCUCGGGCUGUUGCCGGAGGCGUCAACCAGUUCGUCCUUCACGGACAGACAUUCUCCGGAAACUAUGUGGAUACAACGUGGCCGGGUAAUGUACCAUUCCACUAUCUGUUCUCCGAAUUGUAUUCUGAAAAACAGCCAUCCUGGAACCAUGGCUUUUCGGAGGCUCUGAACUAUGUGGCUCGGUUGCAAUAUACUCAGCAGAAGGGACAACCUAAAUUGGAUGUAGUCAUCUAUAACAAGGCCUCAGCCACCGAUGCGCAGUUCGGCACCAUUUACAACGAAACCGAUCUAAUUGAGGAAGGAUUCACAUACGUCUAUCUCUCGCCAGAUAACUUUGCUUUACCGCAGGCUCGUGUUAGGAAUGGCACGCUUGCUCCUGAUGGUCCGGGAUUCCGUGCAAUGAUCAUUCCCAGCUCGAGCAACCUCACAAUCGAUGCAGUGAGAGAUAUUAAGAAAUUCGCUCUUAAUGGCUUGCCUGUAAUCCUAUCCGGUGGGCUACCAAAUGCGUUCUACACAGGGGACGGAAACACAGACAGUCUCGUGAAGGAGAUAUCUUCCUUGAAAGAAGUGCAAAACAUCUACAUUGUAUCUCCUGGUCAAGCAUCCGGAAAGCUUCAAUCGCUAGGCAUUGCGCCGCGGGUGCAGGUGCAGACUAAUGGCACAUGGUAUUCUACAUGGCACUCAGACGCUGAUGGGGUCGACUACCUUUAUGUCUUGGGCGAUACAAUGGAUACUGCUGGUAACCUAAGUGUUGCCACGACAAAGCAACCAUAUUUCUUCGAUCCUUGGACUGGGAGCCGAACCCCCGUUCUUGAGUACCAACACAGGUCUGGCCGAACCGUGGUGCCUCUUCGCCUGGUCGCGAAUCAAACGGCUAUCAUUGGCUUUACCGGCAAACCUAGCAAUACUUUACUCCAUGCUACUCAGGUACCAUCCUCAGUCAUUGGCUACAAUUACGGCAACCGAACAAACAAUGUCCAACUGCACGUUUCAUCCGUCUCAUCCGGCUCAACCACCCAGACCCUGGGCUUAUCCAACGGGAAAACCAUAUCCCACCUAACAACCAGGGAUCCCGCCCCAGCAUACCAGCUCACCAACUGGACCCUCACAGUCGAACACUGGGAACGCCCAGACAAUCUAUCCGACGCAUCAAUAAUCGCAGCCAAGCACAACACAACCCACGAGCUCACCUCCCUCAUAUCCUGGCAAGAAAUCCCCACCAUCGCCAAUGCGUCCGGAGUUGGCUACUACACCACCACCAUACGGUGGCCCCCGACAACCAACACGGCAGACGGCGCCUACCUGUUCCUCCCGCACACCCCAAACGCAGCCCGUGUCUAUGUUAAUGGCCACAGGCUCCCAGCCUUCGACUUCCAAGCGCCGAAACUCGAUCUCAGUCCCUAUCUCAUUACCGGGGAGAAUAAAUUGACUGUAGAGGUACCGUCAACUAUGUGGAAUUAUAUUCGGACUAUGUUGGAUGAGCUUUACUCGGCUGGCUCGUUACCCGAACUUGAGGGGUCAGGCCCAGAUCCGGCGGAUAAUGGCUUGAUUGGGGUGGUGAGGCUUGUGCCUUUUGUGAACGUUAACAUUGAUCUGUCAUGAUGGGAUUGCGGUCUGUUUUAGAUAUUUGGAUGUAUUUAUUAUCUCAUUCCUGGAAUGUUAUCCUGUCCGUAUUGACACCAGGGCGCUCGCUAGUAAUGAACUUGAGACCACCUGAGCGGAGGUAUAUUUGAACCUACAGCCCAGAUUUAAUCCGACUUUUGUCACCAAUGACCUCUGUGACCGCUGAAAGUUUCGACACCCCUGGAAUUUGGAGAAGCCAACUUAGCGUAAAAAUCUUCUGCUUGAUAUUUCGUUAAGUCAAAGUCUUCUAGCGCUCGUCU